GAUUUUAAAAGUUCAAAUGGUCUUUUUGAAAUGAUAAACCAAAAAUAUACGAGUAGCUUUCAUUCGGUCAGAUACUUAUUUGAUGCUAAUUUACAUAUAUCUGACAAAGCUAUUAAAGCAUUUUAUAAUUUUAUUGGUGAAUUAAACAAUUUAGUUUUAAAAACUGAGCCCACAGCCACUCAUUUGUUUAUAAAAAAAUUGGCAGAUAUGAAAAAAUUAAAAAGAGUAUAUACACAAAAUAUAGAUAAUCUUGAAGAAAAAGCAGAAUUAGAAGUUUGGAAUUUUGAAAAAUUAAAACGUUGCAAAUCACAAGUAGUUCAAUUGCAUGGAACAUUGGCAAAUUUACAAUAUAAACUUUGUACAAAUGUCUAUUCUUUUACACAAGAAUCUUGUGAUAUUUUCACAAAAGAAUACGAUAGAUAUUUACAAGGAAAACAAAAACAAACUGUUGGAAAACUAAAACUGGCAGUGAUCCUUUAUGGUGACAAACAUCCUAACGAAUUAGAAAUUGGAGAAAUCGCAGAAUAUGAUCAAAAAAAAGCUGAUUGCUUGUUAAUAAUGGGAACUUCUUUAAGAAUUCCUG
Messenger RNA from Dentiscutata erythropus, 583 nucleotides. Lineage: Eukaryota; Fungi; Glomeromycota; Glomeromycetes; Diversisporales; Gigasporaceae. The record is from the annotation of a GenBank genome assembly.